GUCUAGUGCUGCACAGUUUACCGCAAAAUCCUGCUCAUAUUGCGAUAAAGUCAGAUAUACUGUUGUCAGUUGUAUUUAGCAUUUUAACUGUGCUGCGUUUAUAGUAAAUAUCAAAGUAAUCGCGUAAUCAACACAGUGCUAGUUUUCUGGGCGUUUGAAAUCGGACACCGCUAUAACGUCUCCCCUCAGCGCGGAGGGAUACACUGUUGGGGCUGACAAUGUGGACGGUGCUAAAAUGUCUCCUCGGAAGAUGAGAUGUUACAUUUGUAGCGCUCAAAAGAAUUAGAAUAGAACUUUAAGCAGAGUUGUAUUUGAGCACAGUUACAUUGUAACAACUCUUGACACGGACUGUUCGCGUUUCCCGGGAAAUACGACCCGUUUUGCACCGUGUUUUUGCGGGACCUGAGACACGGAGGGGGGAAAUUUUGUCCCCCAACUUUUCUGUUUUUCCUCUCAGGCUGAAGCGCGUUUCUCUCCCGCUGGAUGCCGCGCGCGUGACGGGAGAAACGGAUCAUAAACCUGUUUGAGCUGAGAGAGAGAGACGUCGAGCAAGAGACGCAGAUCAAGAACACGCAGGAUCAGGAUGGCCACGGUGGGAACCGACAUGGAGCUAAACGACUUGUUGGAUUUCAGUAUUAUGUUCCCUCAUCAGGUGCCAAACGGGAAGAACAGAGGCCCACCUUUACCCAGCAGUCAGUUCGGUAUAGAUGAAAGAAGUGGCUCCGGCGCUUGGGGUCCAGGAGAAGCGAACAGUCCCUCGUUCGGCGCACGGCUGUAUGGAGAUGGACAUCACUACCCUGAGCAUGACGGCAUGUACAACUUGGAGAUUGACGGGAAAUCUGAAAGAGGCUACCCUGUUACACAGCCGCAGCUCUUGCCAGGUGAUAUUAGCAUCCCAGGGUCCGAUGGACUUUCCCCGCCGGGCAUGAAAGUCUCUUCUCAGUUCUACAGCCCUCACCGCCGGAGGCCGGCCGACUCCAACAUAGAUCCGCUGCCCAAAAAGAUCCGGAAGGUUCCUCAUGGACUGCCGACGUCCAUUUCUUCGGCUUAUCCAGGCUCCACCGGUGAGGACUAUAACCAGGACAGCACCGGAUACCCCGGAUCUAAAGCUGGAAACCUUUAUCCAGGCUUUUUUAACAUGCAAGAUGGACUUCCGGAUCAUUGGGGUCAAUCUGGAUAUCCUCCUGUUAUGAGUAACUCGCCUCAUAUCGGUCAGCCGGCCCCCUUCUCCUCCAUAAACCCACAGAAGCGCCAGCCGUUGCCCCUGUCGCCGCAGAACUACCCUCUGCACGGGAGUGAGGUCAACAUACCCUCCAGCUUCCACUCCGCUUCUGCUGGAUACGGCGUUCCCAACCACACGCCGCCCAUAAACGGAAGCGACAGCAUCAUGGUAAAUCGAGGCGGAAAUGCAGGGAGCUCUGGCGCUGAGAUCGGAAAAGCUCUUGCUUCAAUAUAUCCCUCUGACAAUAACGGCAACAGCUUCUCCUCGACCCCUUCCACCCCCGUGGGCUCUCCUUCAAAUGUUGCUGCCUCUGCAUCUCAGUGGCCCAAAGGUUCUUCUCAGCCUGCUCCAUCGCCUGGAUUUGAGACAGGACUGCAGGCACCGAGUAAGAUGGAUGACCGUCUGGGUGAAGCGCUUCAUGUGUUGAGGAACCAUGCGGUAGGCACAGACAUGCACAGUUUACUGAGCGCAGCCGUCUCUGGACAUCCGGCUGGUGCAGCGGCCCUGGGCUCCCUCAGUCAGGCCUUCGGGCUCGUCAGCCGUCUGCCCGGCCUGAUGUCAAAUCUCAGUGAUGACGCAGCAGGUUUACCACAGUCCAGCGCUCUCCUGCAGGGACACCACGCCUCUCAUCAGGCUCCGCCCACUUCUCAGUCCGACGCCUUUACCAGUCUGUCUCUGCCUCGCUCCUCUCACUCCUCCAGCUCGGAUAUAAAGCGGGAAGAUAAGGAAGAUGAUGAGAACCUGUCUAUUGCGGAUAAAUCAGAGGAUGAGAAGAGAGACGGAAAAAGCUGUACGCGAUCGAGUCAAGACGACGAGGAUGACGAGGACUUGCCGGUGGAGGUGAAGGCGGAGCGGGAGAAAGAGCGGCGCGUGGCCAAUAACGCCCGUGAGCGUUUGCGCGUGCGCGACAUCAACGAGGCCUUCAAAGAGCUGGGCCGCAUGUGCCAGCUGCACCUGAGCAAUGAGAAACCUCAGACCAAACUGCUCAUCCUGCACCAGGCCGUAAACGUUAUUCUCAACCUGGAGCAGCAAGUGCGAGAGCGUAAUCUGAACCCGAAGGCCGCGUGUCUGAAGAGGAGAGAGGAGGAGAAGGUCACAGGAGACCCUCAGAUGUUGUCUGGUCUGGGUGGAGAUGGACACGGCCAUAUGUAACAUUCAGAUCCUGACGUAAGGAAUCUCUCCGUCGACGUGGCCUUAUCUUCCUGUUCUUGUUCCAGAGUCCACACACAUACACACAUUCUUGAUUUAUAUAUUAUAAACAGAUGUGUUGGAAGACUCACAUACACACAGUACACUUCCUGGGCCGCUCACACGGCUCACGAACACACACAAUCAUGGACCAUUGGUGGAAAUCACCCAUAAGAAACAGCGUUUGGAGGACCGGGACCGUCCUGCUGUUGAUGGAGUGAUGUAAGGAUUACAGUGUGCUGUUAUAUAGCACACACACGCACACCGACCCAUGAGCCUUUGCAUUCAACACAAGGUCAAGCUCCGCUGUGGGAACAGAUUCUUUUCUCUCUCUUUUUUAGAACAUGUAUUCAAGUUCAACUUACUUUUGUACCGUUUUGUGUUUAUGAUGUAGAAAGCAAAUGAAUGGCGACGCUGUUCAGUUUUGAUACACAAUGUUUUGGGAUCGCCACUCAUGCGUGAAUCCCACAAAACCUGUCGCAUUUCACCUCCAAAACCACAAGAUUUUUCUUUAAAAAAAAAUUAAGCCUGUUUUUAAGGACAUUAAGAUUUUUUUUUGUUGUUGUAUUCUCACAUUUUCACAACAAAUACAUUUGCCUCAAAUUCUCAUCAUUAUAAUGUAAAAAAAUUAUACCAAUGUAAACAAAAAUGAUAAAAAUAUCAGUUAAACAUA
Molecule: messenger RNA, 3083 nt
Organism: Ctenopharyngodon idella (grass carp)
Lineage: Eukaryota; Metazoa; Chordata; Actinopteri; Cypriniformes; Xenocyprididae
Gene: tcf3a
Product: transcription factor 3a
Exons: 20
Coding region: 584-2374 (596 amino acids)
Biological process (GO): regulation of transcription by RNA polymerase II
Cellular component (GO): transcription regulator complex
Molecular function (GO): protein dimerization activity; DNA-binding transcription factor activity, RNA polymerase II-specific; RNA polymerase II cis-regulatory region sequence-specific DNA binding
Source: RefSeq, a predicted model, not a curated record